Thecamonas trahens ATCC 50062 is the source of this 924-nucleotide messenger RNA. RefSeq lists its product as uncharacterized. Gene Ontology annotation, molecular function: actin binding. The record is from RefSeq and is a predicted model, not a curated record. Lineage: Eukaryota; Apusomonadida; Apusomonadidae. The transcript is spliced from 2 exons. The coding region runs from base 1 to 882 and encodes 293 amino acids.
AUGUCCGAGUCUGUUAUCGGGCAGGCUUCCGCCCAGGUCUUCAAGCACAAUGCCACGUCUGGCGCGUGGGACCCUGUGUCGCAGUCUGUGGCACGCAUCGGGUACUACCAUGACACGGCAGCAAACACGUACCGGAUGGUCGGGUACGAUGGCGAGCAGAAGCUGGUCAUCCACGUCGCGUUCACCAAGGCGAUCUCGUACGAGAAGGCGUCGGACAACUUCCACAACUUUACAGCCGACGAUGUGACGUACGGGCUCAACUUUGCGGACACAGCCGAGGCCGGCUCUUUUGCCGGCACCAUUGUAGAUUCGAUCAACAAGCUCAAGAAUCCGGCACCGCCUGCCGGAGGCGGUGGGCCGCCGCCACCGCCGCCUGGCCCGCCGCCGGGCGGCGCGGUUCCGCAGAAGCGCUCGGCGCCGUCGGGUGGAGGCGGCGGAGGCGGCGGGCGCGGUGGCCUGCUCGACGCCAUCCGCAAGGGCAAGUCGCUGAAGAAGACGACGACCCGCGAGCCGCCUGCGCCUGGUAAGGCUGCAGCCCCGUCGCCGUCGGGCGGCGGUGGCGGCGGCAUGUUUGGCGAGCUGCAGAACCGGCUCAAGAAGCGCGCGUCCAAGAGUGACGUGACCGCCUCGUCGCCGCGUGGCGGCUCGUCGCCUCGCGGCGGCUCGUCGGGUGCGCCAUCGCCGCGGGCGCCGUCGCCCAAGACAUCGUCGCCCAAGCCGGCGACGACGUCGUCGAGCUCGUCGAGCUCGUCGGGCGCGUCGGGCAACAACGGCGACCUCAUUGCGCAGUUCCGCGCCGAGCUGGAGGCUAUGAAGGCCGAGAUCCUGGCCGAGGUUGAGAAGGCGAAGAACGAUAUCAUUUCCGCUAUCAACCGCCGCUGAGCGCCGCUCUCUCCCGCUGUGAUAAACUCGUUUGCCUUCCUU